This is a messenger RNA of Equus caballus (horse), 666 nucleotides long. It is a transcript of the gene RPL12, whose product is annotated as ribosomal protein L12. Gene Ontology annotation, molecular function: structural constituent of ribosome; large ribosomal subunit rRNA binding. The record is from RefSeq and is a predicted model, not a curated record. Gene Ontology annotation, biological process: translation. NCBI's taxonomy places the organism in Eukaryota, Metazoa, Chordata, Mammalia, Perissodactyla, Equidae. Gene Ontology annotation, cellular component: ribosome; cytosolic large ribosomal subunit.
CUAUAUCAGGUCCCAGGGAGAGGCCUGCCAGUCUUUCCGCUCGGCUCGGAGGAGGCUAAGGUGCAACUCUCUUCGGUCGUCCCGAAUCCGGGUUCAUCCGACACCAGACGCCUCCACCAUGCCGCCCAAGUUCGACCCCAACGAGAUCAAAGUCGUGUACCUGAGGUGCACCGGUGGGGAGGUCGGUGCCACGUCUGCCCUGGCCCCCAAGAUCGGCCCCCUGGGUCUGUCUCCAAAAAAGGUGGGCGAUGACAUCGCCAAGGCAACUGGUGAUUGGAAGGGUCUGAGGAUCACUGUGAAACUGACGAUCCAGAACCGACAGGCUCAGAUUGAGGUGGUACCUUCUGCCUCUGCCCUGAUCAUCAAAGCACUCAAGGAACCACCAAGAGACCGAAAGAAGCAGAAAAACAUAAAGCACAGUGGAAACAUCACCUUUGAUGAGAUUGUCAACAUUGCUCGACAGAUGCGGCACCGGUCAUUGGCCAGAGAACUCUCUGGAACCAUUAAAGAGAUCCUGGGGACUGCCCAGUCUGUGGGCUGCAACGUUGAUGGUCGCCACCCUCAUGAUGUCAUCGAUGACAUCAACAAUGGUGCUGUGGAAUGCCCAGCUAGUUAAGACUUGGUGAGGACAGUACUUCAAUAAAGGAUCACCUGACAACCAAUGGG